Messenger RNA from Mauremys reevesii (Reeves's turtle), 2907 nucleotides. RefSeq names its product SEC22 homolog A, vesicle trafficking protein (gene SEC22A). The record is from RefSeq and is a predicted model, not a curated record. Lineage: Eukaryota; Metazoa; Chordata; Testudines; Geoemydidae. The transcript has 8 exons. Gene Ontology annotation, biological process: endoplasmic reticulum to Golgi vesicle-mediated transport. Bases 238 to 1059 code for a protein of 273 amino acids.
CCCCCCCAGCAAUGGGGACCCAACUCCAUCUGAGCAACCGCGCCCUUGCGACCACCCCAUAUCACCGGAGAGCAACGGCAGCUCGACCAUCUCCUCAGUCCUCACCCCGCCGCCGAGCACCGGCCGGCUGAUUACGCAGAGUCACGUGAUAUCCCCUCGUCCUGCCAUUGAUUGCUGCGGGGGCGCGUCGCUGGUUCCCACAAUGCUUUGCGGCAGGCGGACGUGGUCCUGCUGCCGAUGCCGCGGCCCCGGUUUUCACUAAAUCUGUUGGCAAUGUCUAUGAUCUUAUCUGCCUCAGUGGUCCGUGUUAGAGAUGGGCUCCCGCUAUCUGCCUCUACAGAUUAUGAGCAAAGCAUGGGAGUGCAGCAAUGUAGAAAAUAUUUUAAAACACUCUCGAAGAAGCUUGCUCAGCUUCCUGAUAGAUGUGUGCUGAAAGCUGGCCAGUAUAAUAUAAAUUUUAUUAGCUCUCUGGGAGUGAGCUACAUGAUGCUGUGCACUGAAAAUUACCCCAAUGUUCUGGCUUUCUGCUUCCUGGAUGAGCUUCAGAAAGAGUUCAUCACCACGUACAAUAUGAUGAGGACAAAUACUGCCAUCCGGCCAUACUGUUUCAUAGAGUUUGAUAAUUUUAUUCAAAGGACCAAGCAGAGAUAUAAUAACCCACGGUCUCUGUCGACAAAGAUAAAUCUUGCUGACAUGCAGACAGAAAUCAAGCUGAGACCACCUUAUCAAAUUUCCAUGUCUGAACUUGGUUCAACUAAUGGACUUGCACACUUAUCAGCUGCAGAAUUUAAGGGUACUGGUAAGAUAUCUGCUGCUCCUCAUCAACGACUGGAAGCCGUUACUCUGCCAGGGAUUGUUUCAUUUAUACUGAGCCUGUUAUGUGGGGCUUUGAAUUUAAUUAGAGGGUUUCAUGCCAUAGAAAGUCUUCUGCAGAACGAGGGUGAAGAUUUCAGUUAUGUCAUUGCCUUUUUCCUUGGAACAGCAGCCUGCUUGUAUCAGGAAGUGACCUUACUCAAGGAGAUCCAGGUGCCCAAGACCAAGAUAAUUUACAGAAAAUAGAAUCAGUCCUAAAUGAACAGCAGUGCAACCAACCUUCUCCCAGGCACUGAACGGUAACCAGCCCUCUCUGUUUUGUGUUUUUUCUAGCAAUCUUUGGUGGGUUAACUACCUAAAGGUGUAUUUUAAAAUGUAGAAUAAUAUCAAAGUCUUUCGGAAAAUACAGUUUUUGGGUUUGGACUUUUCUUUGGUAGUUUGCGUAUGUAGUUGGUAAUGUAGCAGGUUCAAGCCAAUCACUUUUUUGUCCUAAAGAACUCAUUUUCUCUGCAUCAGAUGGCUGACUGGAGGUAGAACACUAUUGUUUUAAAGUCUGUCAGUUUUUUUUUAAAUGGUGAGGUUAUUCAACACUCAUUGCCAUAUCUUUAAUAAUUAGUAGUUUCUUUAGCAAAGAAGCAAUGACACCUGUUUAAGGUUCUCACACACACACCCCACCACAUGAAUUGCUUUUUUGAAUCCCAGAUUAAGUAAUAAGUAGAAAUGCAUUACCAUUUACAAACACUAAGGAUAUGCUCGUUGGGCUUGGCACUUGGCAAGACAGUAACAGCAGGAAAGCUAUGUGCAUCAGCCACCCACUGUAAAAAUGCAUGUUGUGUGAAUGCUUGUAGUAUUAGUGGUUUUGCAUAAUUGAAAGUGUUGCAGAGGCAUUUUACUUUUUUUUUUUUUUUAAAGUGCUGGUGGAAGAAAGCCCCAGUUGUACUCUGAUCCUGCAAUUAGAUCCAUAAGGGCACAGGAAUCUGCUUCUAGAAUCCCCAGUAAUUUCAAUAUGGGUCUGCUUGUGUGGAUCCAUCUGCAGAACCAGGACAAAAAAAAAUCUGUAAACGUUGGCAUUUCUAAGUGAUUUUACAGGGGUUUUACACAUGAAAUUGUAUUCCUCACUUACGCAGCUCCAUUGACCCCAUUGCUAAGUGUAAGACAGAUUGGAUAAUAUGUUGAGAGGAUAUAAUUACUCAUGAUGGGACAAAAUUAAGACAAGGAAAAACUUCCUGACAAUGAGAUGGGUUAGGCUGGAGAAUGUCCUUCCAGGAGAAGUGGUGGAAGCUCUGUUUCUUGGCCUACAAACAUUAGGCAGGACAAAACACACUGGUACGUAGACAAAAGGGAAGAGUCAUGCAUGGCAGGAAGAUUAUCUUGGAAUUUGGGGUCUAACUGGACUUUUUCUAGCUCUGCUCAUCUGUGAAUUAAUGUACAAAUACAGAAAUCACUUUAAAGAUGAAACAUGCGAGCUGAGCAGGGAAUUAAGUCAUCACAACCGAGCUACGAAUUGUUCACGUUACAAAAAAACUGACUCUUGUCUAAUGAGUUGGCUAGAAAAAAGUGAGAUGAGUUUUUUGGUUUCCUUCAGUUGCUUUUGGUCACUUUAGGUGAGAGAAAUUAUAGAAGCAGGUAAAUAUUGGAUACGGCAUGCCCUCUCCUUAGGAAAUUCUGCCAGGCUGUUGGAUUAGAUCUAGUCCCUGCAUCUCUCCCAUCUCUGAGUUUUAUGAUGCUAUGUUUGGUUUUGGUUGUUUAAAGAAAAGUGGUGUUAACAUAGUGGAUUGCCUGAAGUAUAAAGUAGUUUGUUUCCAGCAGAUGGCAAUAUUGUACACCUCUGAGACUAAAAAAAGGGGAAAUUCAGAUUCUGGGGAGAUGUACCAAGUACAGUACUGAUUGUAGGUUUCUAGUCUAACGCAUCCUUCCUCCCCUCCCCCCCCCCACUACAAAGAAUACAAGAUUCCAGAUAUCUUUACUCUGGCAGGGCAAUAGGAGGAAUUCUAUAACCAAAAGGAAAUAGAGGUGAUUUUAAUUUAUUCAUAAUGGUUUUUAUUAAUUUUUAAUUGUCCUUGUUUUCUCUGAACAAAGAGUCAACUCAGUAAA